AGGGUGUAUAGGCAGUGAGCUGCACAACGACGGACACUUUCAUUUGACAAGCACGUUACUUUUUUGGGUCCUUCUUACUCAAACUGACGACACCGGGCAACGUGGGGGGAGAGGCACAUCGAGUCCUGGACGCUGGAACCUCCUCCAGGGGUUGGUAAAUUGCACGCGCGCGCACAAACACAACGCACGCUGAGAGACACUUGAAACAAACACAACGCACGCUCAGAGACACUUGAAACAAACACAACGCACGCUCAGAGACACUUGAAACAAAGACAACGCACGCUCAGAGACACGCGCUGCGCGUGCAGCACUAGGCGAGGUCAUUCAAGACAAAGAAGCAGCCGACUCCGACUUCGAGCGGCCGCGGCGCCGAUUGCGCAAUUAGUCGCGAACGCGUUGUGGCGAGACGGAGGAGACACAUUGAAGAGUGGGCGAAGGACGCAAGGAAGUUGAUCGAGGAGACAGCUUUUCUCGUGAGAUAAACUUUGCGUUACGUCCCACCCCCUCCUCCAUCCUCCCCACCUUUUCUCGGCGCGGCGCUUUGUGAUAGCCGGACAGACCGAUAAGACAGAGCGGACCACAAGAAGAAUGUCCGCGCUGCGCUACAACAACAACAACAAUGCACACGCCCGGCACGGCUGAGCGGCGCACGCAGCAGCGGUGCCUCCUCCAUGGCCCUCUCCGCGGAGAUGAACGGCAUCAGCACCAGCAGCAGCACCACCAGCAGCACCAGCAGCAGCACCACCACCACCACGGCCGCGACGUCGAACGCGAGCUCGUGCGACGCGGUCCCAGAGGUGUCAGCGGCCCUCCCCGCCGCCCUCAUGUUCGCCGUCGGCGUGCUGGGCAACGCGCUGGCGGUCACCGUCCUGGCGUGCUCGCGCCGCGACAGCAAGCAGACCGUCUUCUACGCGCUCGUGUGCGCGCUCACGGUCACGGACCUGCUGAGCACCUGCCUCUCCAGCCCGCUCGUGUUGGCCGCGUACGGCGCGCAGAAGACGAUCGAGCAGCUGGGCGGCAACCCGCUCUGCGUCUACUUCACCUUCUGCAUGCUCUUCUUCGGCUUCGCCACCAUGGGCAUCCUGUGCACCAUGGCCGUGGAGCGCUGGCUGUCCCUCGCGCACCCGUACGUGUACCAGAGGCGCGUGAGCCAGACGUGGGUGCGCGUCGCGCUCGCGCUUGUGCUCGUGGUGAGCGCGGCGCUGUCCGCGCUGCCGCUGGCCGCCGGGGUGGUGCGCGCGCGCAUGUACCGGCCGUGCACGUGGUGCUACGUGGACGCGAGGCUCGAGCGCGCCUACGGCUUCGUGUACGCCGCGGCCACGUCGCUGCUCAUCGGCGCCGUGGUGGCGUGCAACGUGGGCGCGGGGGUCGCGCUCUUCCGCAUGAGGAGGAGGCUCACGCUGAGGGACGCGGUGCCCAACUCCCGGCGCGUCUCGGCGCGAGUUUCGGCGCCGCUUGCCGCCCUUCCACCGCCUCUUGCUCCUCCUCCUCCUCUGCCGCCGCCGUCGUCGUCGUCCCAGCCGGGUCGAGAGAGUCCCCUCGCCUCGCUCCGCAGGAAGAUCUCCGUGCAGAGGUUGCAGCGCAUCCACAGGCCGCGCGGAGUGGAGGUGGACAACCUGGUUCUGCUGGUGUUCAUGACCAUCAUCUUUCUCGUGUGCUCGCUGCCUCUAACCGUCUCCACUCUAAUCAAUGCCAUCUGGCCCACUAACACCGACUUCAAGCGCGACCUGGCCGGCCUACGCUUCGCCUCCUUCAACCCCAUCCUCGACCCGUGGAUCUUCAUCAUCGUGCGUCGCUCCGUGCUCGAGCGCCUCCUCUCGGUGCCCGCGCGUCUCCGCGCCGCGCUUCUCCCCCACCGUGCCAGCGGCGACUCUCGCGGCUCCGGUUUGCUGCGCCAUCUGGGCAAGGGCAAGGGCGGCGGCGGUGGAUCUUCCGAGUCCGCCUCGCUCUCCUCCUUCCAGCUCGCGCAGCUCAUCCGCUCCGCCGACGCGUCGCCCAUGAUGGCGGGACGGCUGGCCGAGAUCCUCGGCCGUGGCGGCGAGCCCGGUGCUCUGGACUCCGUCCGCAGUUCCCUGGACCUGGAGUUGCCGGACGGGAAGUUCAGCGAACUGUUGCUGCUGUCUAGGAGUCGACGAGAGGCAGAGACGUGACGGUUAACGACGACGACAAAAGAACAACAAAAAUGUCAUCACUUGCUCCCAACCACUGCCGGGGGAAGUGUCUCCACUGGAUGGAGUUCAAGAGAGCCCCUCUGGUGGGUAUUCUGGCGUGCUCUUCCAUGCUGGACAGACCCCCCUUUGCAAGACGUGAGAUCACUCGCACGAUAUUCCACCAAACACGGCAUUGCUUAUCGACUGUGGUGAACCCAUUUAUACAGACAGAGGUGGAGCCACAGAUCGAACUCGACUGGUGACCUCUGAAAUACAGGCCCAAGUAAUGCCAGUGCUUGAAGUCUCACUGAAGAUGUUCCGCGUCGCUGGUAGACAGGAGUAGGCCUCUUCCUGGUAGCCUCGGCCACGGUUGGAGAUACACUCGUGUGGCGUAGCUGACCAGGACAGAUCCAGUUAAAAUUAGGCCCUGGGUAAUGCUACCUCAUACAGUGCGCUGCCCUUAUUUAUGGAUAUAUAUCACCGUGUGGCCCUUUUGUAAUCAAGAGAAGGUAUUCGGCAUGAGCAGGACAUGUGUUAAUCUGUUUGGAGUGGUGAACACUGAAAUAUGUAAAUAUGUAAACUGAUCUGAACUAAGAACACAUUUACAAAAAAAUGCACUUUAAUGCUUGCAUGCACGUACAUACACACGCACGUACAUGCAGAGUUAUGAGUGUCCUUCGCAGCGAGCGUCAUUAUGCCACGGACUUUGCGUCAGGACCUACCCCCACACCAUUACCGCCGUUACCACUGUCACGGACAUUGUCAUCACUUUACAGCGUUGUCAUCAAUCAUCGUUCGGGGCUGGCUCGCAUAAAAUGAACCUGAAUAUGGAGCCCGCAGUUAGUCUCGCGACUUAGCGAGUGGAGUUUGUUGCGUGCACAUCAGUGAACGCGCAGUGACGGACGAUGCCAUCAGUGCCCGCAGAUGUUUGGCGUGUGCAUCGACACGCAUUCUUGCGCUCACAUUGGCGCCCGUGUUCUGCGCUAAAUUGCGCACACGAUAUGAGUUGCUCGACGCCCAUAUGGAUUCGGAUGCAAUGGUUGCAAUAUUGAUGGUUUCUUGGCUCCAGAGUGACUGCUUGGCUGACUUGUGUACACAUGUGGCGAUAAGGGUUUCCAGAGCGCAUCACUAUCUGUCCACGUCUGGUGCCAAAUCAAAUUGCAGACACUCCAACGAGAAAGGCGUUGCGUUUGUGACAUGCGUGUGCCUUUCCAGGAGACCAGACGCUGUCGUGUAACCGACGCUGUGGUAUACAGCUCCACGUGUGUGGCCAAUCCUGUAGUUUACACUUUGAAGCCACCACUAAUCCCGAAAGUGUUCUCGAGCCUGCUAUGAUUAACGUGCAGACACUUUUAUUUAGUUACUUUUUUUUCCUCUAUAAAGGAAGACUAACAAAGUUUUGAUUUUGUGUCAUUACAAGUUAUGCCCCCCCCCCACCCUAGCCCUUAAGCGCGCACACAGAUCAGUUGCCACGGUGCCCCGAGCUGAGAUGCCACUUGCGUGCUCUUGCCGGACCGGAUUUGUCGUUCGCGCGAUGUUGCACCUCGCCAUGGUUCACGCUUGGCUGGCCACGGCCGGUGUGGUUGGGGUAAAGCGAGUGGCCGGUCACUUUUUGAGCGAAACUCCGAACGCCCCUGCCGCUACCCCCAUCCCUCUUGCAGCAGCUGGGGCCUGCAGAAUGUUUACACGUGUCGUGGUGCGGUCGUGCCAGAGGCCUGCUUUCUCUCGGUGGUCUGUUAAAGAAGAGAUACCCGGGGAUGGUCAAACAUUGCACUUGCAGCAGCCAGUUGCCUCAAAAGCAACAGUUAUUUGAGGAAAGCGAUGGUUUGUCACCCAUGGUGCUGCAGGCAGGUGUAAAUGGCCUGUCGCAUGUUCAAAUGCAUCCAAUUUAUUCUUCCUUCCGCAUGCAGCAGCAGUAUCCAUUUCCUGGCAAGUAAAUAGUUUUGCUCAUUUUCAAAAGACAGACCCACACGCUGUGUGACCGUGAUAAACUCAAAUCUAUGUAAUUGCGCAUCCGCAGAGGCGGCCUGUAAAAUUACAAGUUCGGAACUUCCACAGUGACCUCGUCCCUCCGAGGGCUACCUUCAGUCCGCGUGAAUGGCUCAAUCUUCUGCGACGCCAGCGGAACAAAUGCCUUGAGGACAUUGGCGACAGCGCGAAAUGCAUGCAAGUGAGAUGAUUGGCGUGGUUGCACCGCGCCCUCGAUUGUGUUUGUCAAGAUAACGUGCCAAAUGCGAUGACUUACAGAAACUGAUAAAAGUGUUGUCAAUACUUCUUGCUUGCAGCCGUGGCCAUCACCGUAGAUUUCUUCAAGGAGUUGAUACGCUAUUCAAAUGCCACCAGAUAAGGUGGGCGGUUAACAUUUCUCUACGUGGAGUGACACAUUAAUAUUCUAAUUAGCUUCCCCAUACACGACCACUGAAGGAAAUAUUAUUUUCCCACACCAAUUGAUAUUCUGUACUAGCUUCAUUGUCACCAUCAUCGGGGGGUGCCAGGGUGGCAAGAUGUUAACUCCCUCGCCUGGUAUGAAGGACGUCGUGGGUUCGAUCCCGACCCUGACGCCUGCUGUAUAU
Petromyzon marinus (sea lamprey) is the source of this 4726-nucleotide messenger RNA. Its product is annotated as prostaglandin E2 receptor EP2 subtype-like. Lineage: Eukaryota; Metazoa; Chordata; Hyperoartia; Petromyzontiformes; Petromyzontidae. Gene Ontology annotation, cellular component: plasma membrane. Gene Ontology annotation, molecular function: G protein-coupled receptor activity. Gene Ontology annotation, biological process: adenylate cyclase-activating G protein-coupled receptor signaling pathway; positive regulation of cytosolic calcium ion concentration; inflammatory response. The record is from RefSeq and is a predicted model, not a curated record.